Molecule: messenger RNA, 3788 nt
Organism: Brassica rapa (field mustard)
Lineage: Eukaryota; Viridiplantae; Streptophyta; Magnoliopsida; Brassicales; Brassicaceae
Product: protein TPX2-like
Biological process (GO): mitotic spindle assembly; activation of protein kinase activity; regulation of mitotic spindle organization
Cellular component (GO): nuclear microtubule; spindle
Molecular function (GO): protein kinase activator activity; microtubule binding
Source: RefSeq, a predicted model, not a curated record
UUUGGAUCAUGUAUCGUCACUGUCCAGUGAGAUUGUUUUUAAACCAUCUCUCGUUUGUGUUGCAAAGGGGGAAUCUUGUAAAAACAUUAGAAGAAGCAUCUUCUACAGAUGAAAACGGCCUUUCGGCUACACACAACAUUCUCGGCUUUUUAGGAACUGUAGCUACCACUAUUCUCAUCACAAAGUAUAGCGAAAAGACAGCUGUGGAUGGAGACCAUGAAGAAAGAGGAUGAAGCAUUGUUGCAAUAAAAUCCACGUGACAAGCUCUGAGCUGCUGCUUUUGUCUCUAUGCUUUUAACCUCAAACAUUAUACAUCGUCUUCUUACAUAGUUCAGGUCCGCUCCAGUAUGUGAAAGAGCUCUGUUUUUUUCUUGUCUCAUUGGUACUUCAUUUCAUUAUUAAAUAGUUUUUCUUAAAAAAUAAAUAGAAGAAAAAUACGGUUAACCAAUAUGAACCAAGGUAUGCACAGAUCAAAUUAUUGUGACAUGAAUGAUAAAAACUUUCUUGUUAUUUGCACUGUUAUCGGGAAACGAUUAAAAUGAGAGAAUCUUCGAAUAAUUUACUUUUCUCGUAUACGUCGAAUCAAAAUUAUUUAUAAGAAUCUUGUCAGAGCAAAGUUUAAUAUAUCUGAAUGAACUAAAAUUAUUUCGAACAUGUUAAUUGAUGGAUAGAAGAAGAUAACUGCAUCUAUUGUCAUGGGUAUCAUGUUAGGCCAAAGUACGUGAAUAUAAACAUCAUCAAAUAAUAUAUAUAGUAUAAAGAUAGUGCAUAUAACUAAAUGUCCCGACAAUUACAUGUGCAUAUGAAUCAAGUUUUUCUCUAUAUUUAGUUAAAUUUUCAUUUACUACCUUUGAAAAUGUUCAACCAACAUCUCCCCAAAUAAAUGUAUCUUUGUAAUCCCAAAAGUAGCGUUGGUCCAAAACCCAAAACCCUUUGAACAAAACUUAUGCCUGGGAAAAACAUAUUAUUAGAUUUUCAAAUUUUGUCAUACCCCAAGAACCAAAAAAUGAUAAUUUGUCCUUUUCUUUGAAUCAAAUUUGGGUCUUUGCGUACUCUCCCAUUGAACCGUAUUAAAUGACAAGUUUUGCUUAAAACAAAAUGAUGGAUAACUUAUUAAAAUCUACAGUCAACGUCAAGCUGUGUCCACACGUACCUCAUUUUCAUAUGAAACUGAUUUCAAAAUUACUUUAAAUAAUGAUCUAAAUAUAUCAUUUGGAAGAUGUUACUUUAUACAGAAAGAAUUUCAAUUUCCAUGUAAAAAGCUUCUAUCAUCAUCCCUCUGGCAAUGCAAUAGAGUGUUGCAUUCGCACGUAUACAAUAAAAAGGAAAAAAAAAAAUGAAAUUUUCAAUUUGAUAAUUAUUCCCAUUUUAAAAUAGAUGUCUCAAAGCUAUUGUAUAUGCUUAUCUUAACAUCAUUCGAAAUUUUUUAUCUAAUGAUUUCACAAGAGUAGAAAACGAGCUUUCAUUUAGAAAUUUCAAUCUCCAUUCCAUAGAAUGAAAACUAUGUAUGUUCAACAAAAGAAGGGAGAAUGCAACCGUCAGUGGCAGAUACGUAAAUAAUGACAACACAGAAGGGUAAUUAUCGAUCCAGCCGGAAUUGAGAGUGUCGUCGAAAGCCAAGAAAGCUCGCAGACCCAGAGGCGCGCCUCGAAGCACCCCACGUAAGAAAAGAAAAAAUAUUAAUUAGGCUCACUAAUCUUCAACUGACGAAAACACCCUCACACACUCUCGCUGGUAGGGGUAUAAUCGUCUUAUCCAUAGUCUUAAUUACAAUUCAAAAAUUUCGAGUCGUUACAAAAACCGGAGCGUCCUCUCGCUUCGCUUUUGUGCUUCGAGUGGUUUGUUUGUACACAUCACAGCGCUAAUACGACGUCGUUUCGUAUGGGAAAUUAAAAUAAAACUUUUCUUUUUGUCCGCUAAAACGAAUAUCUCAGAAACAGCGAAACUAGUGCCGUUUUCUUCUUUUGCUUCAUCAUCAGCAGCAGAGUCAAUGAAUCAGAGAUCUCUGUAGAAAAGUCAGUUCAGUUCAGUCAGGUUUUUGCAGAAGACGAUCGGUGACUGACUUUGGAGAGCGAGAGAGAGAGAGAGAGACUGUGGAGGUUCUGUUUGAUAUGGAGUACGAGUUUGAUGCAGCUCGGUGGUUCGAUUUCACUCGGGAGGAGUCACCAGCUGAGUCUCAGUCCGCCGAGUUCUGGUUUCACUCUGCUCCCUCCUACGCUCCCUCUCCUUUCGUGACAAAAUUGUUGCUCGGAGAAGACAUGUCUGAUGACAAGACCGAGGCAUCCACGAAACCAGAGGGUGAAGACGGUGGCGAGAAGGAUGGAGAUAUCGAUCGCCAUCCAUAUUUGAAUAAGACUGGAAAUGGAAUGCGUUUUGGGGUAUUUUCAUCCCAACAAGCUCAUUACUUGAAGAAAGUUCCAAACCAACCUAUAUGCAAAGGGCCAACGGUUAGUAGUCACAACCACAAUGAUAAACCAAAAUUCCGAGCUAAGCCAAGCAUCAGACCACUUCCAAGGAGCUCUACGCUAAUGAAACCAACUGCUAGCCAGUUAGCUAAACAAAAUAAUGCCAGUAAAUUCCAUAUGCAAGUGGACCAAGUUCAUGAGAAAGGCUUAUGUGGGACCGAAGUUCAAGCGGCCAAACGACAGAAACUUGACGGGGGUCUUCUCCGCAAGGUUGCUGAUACAAAGCCGGAGAUGAGUUUUGUUCACAAGAUACCUAAGAAGGAUAUAACUCUUGAUAUAAACUCACAACAUCACAGGGCAAAGAUUACUGUCCCACAGGAGCCUGAUUUUGCUACAUUGCAGAGGGCACACAGGAUACGCCGCAAGAUUGAUGAGAACUUAGAACAGGACUCAACAACCAUAUAUCGAUUCAAAGCACGCCCUUUCAACCGAAAGAUAUUUGAUGCUCCUUCAUUGCCCAUCCGGAAAAAGAGUACUCCAAAACCAACGGAGUUCCAAGAAUUCCAUUUGAAGACUUCAGAAAGGGCUAUGCAACAUUCUUCAGCAGUAACAACAAGGUCUAAUCAGAGAAAUGAUGCGUAUAAGGGAUCAGAAAAAUCUAAUAUAACUGAUGCACUUGACGGUAUUAACAGAGAAAGUAGGAGACCAAACGUUAUGGAUAUAUCUAAGCAUGAUGUCUCGGAAGGGAAACAUGUUUUUAAAGCUCGUCCUCUGAACAAGAAGAUACUUUCAAGCAGAGGAGACAUGGGCAUUUUCAAAAAUAGCAAGCGAGAAACAACAGUUCCUUUGGAGUUUAGUUUUAAUACAGAAAAGAGAGUUCAACCAGAUUUACCAACAGACCUUUUCAGCAAGCUCUCCAUCAAACCAGAGAUCAAGCAAAACAGUGGAUCCCGCACAAGAUUUCCUCAAGCAAAGGGCUUCAAGGAAAAUAGAGUGUACUCUUUCCAAGCAGGGAAAGAGGUAAGCUCUAAACUUAGUGAAAACAAAAGCAGCUUGCAACCACUUACAGCCUGUGGUUUCUUAAUUUCUUGUAACAAUACCCAUCCAUUGAAGGUAACAAGAGUGGCAUCUGGAAAAACAGUUUCUUCAGCUGGACAUAUACAAUCUGGUCAUAGCGGAAUAGUUCCUGAAACAAACCAGCAAUGGACCGCUAGUAGGAGCUUAGGCAUUCGCUGAUGGUAUAGAAACAGCUUUUGUAGCAUAUGGAAUCAUCAUCAACAACUCCUUUUUACAGUUAGUAGCAUAAGAAAAAAAAGAUAUAAAAAACAUAAAUGUAAAUCAGAAAAUACUUUCAAGCUCUUAAUACAACAUGUGGUUCAUAUA